CGUUAAGAGACUGACUACUGGGUUGCUUAAACUAUGAAAUGGGAAAGUUGUAAGCCAGUGGAAUCUGGAACGGGGAGCGGCUGCAGUGUAAUUGAGCUCGAGUUUGCAGUGACGUUUCUUUUGAUCUGUACUUUUCUCUGUUUAAACCAAGCUUCAGGUUACGUCAUCAUUCCUGCAGGGUUGUCCAAAGUCACUUUAGUCCUUGGUUCCUACUGCAGGGCUGCUGUAGUGUUGGGAUUUUUUGUUUGUUUGUUUGUUUGAACGGGAGCUUUGGGAGGUUUUAACAGCUGUUCUGUAAUACCUCCAUUCACAAGAAAUACUGGCCUCACUUCACUUGUUUUCACACUUUAGAUAGGGAUUUAAAUCUAGCUUUCUAUGGUGUUUGGGAAAAUAAUAAAGAAAAGAUACAUUGUAACAUAAUCCUGAAUGAUUGAUGAUCAAUGUAUAGCUAUUUUGCUAGGUCAAGAAAUUAAUGAAAUGCUUUUCUUCCUUAUAUUUUCCAGGUUGUGUUAUGUGAAUACACACUGAGUUUAUUUCCCCUUCAUGUAAUUAAUUGUUUUGGUUUAGUGACUUGAAAAGGGAUUGGUGGUUUAGACUAUUUUGUGCUCAGGGAACCACUUCCAAUUAUAAUGUUGCUCACUUAAGUGAGCAGUAUAAGAUAGACCAUGAAACAAGCAUACAGCGUCUAAAAGGGGUAUUUUGGCAAUGCUGAGCCCAUUGUUUCACAAGUGAUGGAAAAUGCAUGGAUCGUCAUAUGCACAAAGAAUCUUACCCCGGGGUUAUAUGGUGUUUCAGAUGAGAAUUGAUUCCUGUUCUCCCUAAAUCCGUGUGAUAAGCCCCAUUAUGAUGGAAUUCAGCAGUUUUGUAAACUCUUGAAUUUUAGAAUAUUAACUUUAGUGACCGCGGAAUUAAAAUUUCUUUUUGCCAUUCUGAACCCUCUUUUGAGUAAUCUAGAACCCAAAUUGCAUUUAUGUGGUUAUAUUGGUAACUAGCAUUGGUUUUUCAGAGUUAAAUUCUUUGCGACAGAAUGAUGAUUAUAACUGAGGAAACAUUAAAUUUGAGAAAACCAGUUUUCAUUUUGUAGAAAUAUGGCUUAUACAAUUACUGGGAAUACACUCUUAGGACAUCAGUAGACUGAUCUUUUGAUACCCCUGAGAUAAAUAUGGCCUGGUAUCCCACCAAAGGUAGAUUCAUGGGAAAGGUGUUUGCUUUAUCUUUCAUUUAGCCUGACAAGUUAGUUAUAUUGUUGUCAUUUCUUCCAGAUGACCUUUAUCUCUUAAAUAAUAUUUACUGCUGUGCUGAUAAAUGCUUCCACAACACUGAAAUGAGCCGCCAGACUGCGACAGCAUUACCCACUGGAACCUCGAAGUGUACGCCGUCCCAGAGGGUGCCUGCCCUCACUGGCACAACUGCAUCCAAUAAUGACUUGGCGAGUCUGUUUGAGUGUCCGGUCUGCUUUGACUAUGUGUUACCGCCCAUUCUUCAGUGUCAGAGUGGCCAUCUUGUUUGUAGCAACUGUCGCCCAAAGCUCACAUGUUGUCCAACUUGCCGGGGCCCGUUGGGAUCCAUUCGCAACUUGGCUAUGGAGAAAGUGGCCAAUUCCGUACUUUUCCCUUGUAAAUAUGCCUCUUCUGGAUGUGAAAUAACUCUGCCACACACAGAAAAAGCAGACCAUGAAGAGCUCUGUGAGUUUAGGCCUUAUUCGUGUCCAUGCCCUGGUGCUUCCUGUAAAUGGCAAGGCUCUUUGGAUGCUGUAAUGCCCCACCUGAUGCAUCAGCAUAAGUCCAUUACAACCCUGCAGGGAGAGGAUAUAGUUUUCCUUGCCACAGACAUCAAUCUUCCUGGUGCUGUUGACUGGGUGAUGAUGCAGUCCUGUUUCGGCUUUCACUUCAUGUUAGUCCUGGAGAAACAGGAGAAGUACGACGGUCACCAGCAGUUCUUUGCAAUUGUACAGCUGAUAGGAACACGCAAGCAAGCUGAAAAUUUUGCUUAUCGACUUGAGCUAAAUGGUCAUAGGCGGCGAUUGACUUGGGAAGCGACUCCACGAUCUAUUCAUGAGGGAAUCGCAACAGCCAUUAUGAAUAGCGACUGCCUAGUCUUUGACACCAGCAUUGCACAGCUUUUUGCAGAGAAUGGCAAUUUAGGCAUCAAUGUAACUAUUUCCAUGUGUUGAAAUGGCAAUCAAACAUUUUCUGGCCAGUGUUUAAAACCAUUGCAUUCAGUGUCACAGAAUAAGGCACCCGUCUGCCUGCCAACCUGAAACUUCUGGUAGGUGGAAGCUAGACGCAUGAAGGUAAAUUAAAGGAAAGGCUGUUAGACACAGGAAACAGUUGCAUGUAGUAACACUAAUAUAUUUAAAAAUAAGUCAACAGUAAACCACUGAAAAAAAUAUAUAUAUACACCCAAGAUGGGCAUCUUUUGUAUUAAGAAAGGAAGCAUUGUAAAAUAAUUCUGAAUUUUUUGUGUUGUAGAUUGAGUGUACUGUUGAAAAAUACCAGGUUUUGUUUUGUGUGUGUGCCCGCAAGUGUGCGUGCGUGUGUGUGUGCGUGUGUGCGUGCGUGUGUGUUUGUUUUCUUUAACUGACAAGCCAUGUUGAGUGGUCUUGGACCACUGCUUUUCCCUUUGUGAGUCAAUACAUAGUGCUGCUGUGUGUGUAUAUUUUUUUGUGUGUAUUUGCUAAUUUUUAUUAAUUCUAGUUUUUCAUUAAAUAAAUUUGACUUUCUUUUCUGUAAUUCAGGUUUUUCCUCACUUUUUUUGUACCUUUUUAAAGUUAGUGUCUUUUUGAUAUGCAUAAUUGUUUAUGGUAAAGUUUAUACAUAUGUGUUCAUUACGUAUUUUCCUUUACCCCAUUAAUCAUAUCAUUAGAAAUAUUUUAAAUUCAACUCCUGUGAAAGUAUGAAUUCCAGAAAGGAAAAGUAACAUCAGAAGAAUUAUCAGAAGGUCUUUAAAGCAGUUAUACGAUGGUCUCUGUCUCUUUCUCCACUUGAGUCAUACCUUUGAGCUUAUUCUUUUAAAGGUUAGGGAAUACUGAUUUUUUUAAUUCUAGAAAAAAAAAAUCAGGCUUAUUUUUUCUUCCAAAUACCUUGGACAAAUCACAUGUUUAAAAUUUGUUCUUGUAUUUAUUGGUUUUGCAAAAGAAGCAUCGUCUUACACAGUAUUUGUAAUCAAAAGCAAAUCAUUUGUUUAAAAAAAGGGCAGUUUGCAAAAAAUGUUUUUGGUCUUUUAUAAUUCUCAUUAAAAGAAUAUCUGGCAAAUUAAAAACUCUUACGUGUUUGCUUUAGCUCUAAGUUUGAUUAAAAUCCAGAUAGUUCUCCUGUUCAGUUCUGUACUUCAUAACUGAAAACUGUGUAUUUUGAAGUGUAAUAGAAUUGUUCUAAGCUAAGGAAUGAAUGUAUGGCCUCUGUUUACACAGUCUUGUUUUUCUUCCCUCUCGCUUACAUUUGUAUUUUCACAAUUCUGUAGGAGACUAAUUAUAAUUAGUUAAAAUGCUGAUCAAUUUUUUCCCCCCUUAAGAAAAAGAAACCCAAUAAAGAGGAGUUAGUAUUUUGUAGCCUAAUGGUUAUGAGCCUGGGCUCUACAGCAGACUUGCAAGGACCUACAUGUGAUUCUCGCUCUAGCCUGCUUCUCAGCUAUGGGACCUUGGGCCCCAGUUUCCUAAUGUAUAGGAUAGGGUUAAUUACGGUAGCUCCCCCAGAGCGGGAGGUGUGAUACCAGUAAGUUAACCUAGAACAGUGCUUUGCACAUAAUAAGCACCCAUCAAAUGUUAGCUGCUAUUAUUAUGCCUUUAACUAGCACCAUGUCUUCAACUUGCUAUUACCCGGAGGCACCUGACAGGAUUCUGAAAUUGCCUUCUGAAUGGCCAAAGAUCAUUUUUUAUGUGGCUUUUAUGGAUACACUAAACUUAGAAAGUCAGUUAAAAUUAAUUUGGACUGCUCCCUUAUCCUACCACCAAUUCUGCGUAACAGAAUUUACUUCUGUUAAUCAUUUUCAGGAAAUGAGAUUUGUGUAGUCUCUUCCCCGACAUAAGCAUUAUGUUUUGAAUUGGUUGUAACAUCUGCUUGUAAGCCAUUUUUGUGGUGAAAGGUCAACCACAAAGGUGUAUCUUGGUCUAUUCCUGUUAGCGUGUGUGUUUAGAAAAGCAGUUUUCCCUCCUCAUUUGAUGUAUGACUACUUUGGUGGAGGUGUAUCAUUUUGUUUUUAAAAUAUUUUGAAGUGUUUCUUGGGUAAUGAAAGUAGUGUGUCCUCAGUGUAGAGUUUGGGAGUUAGAAAAUGGCACAUGCAAGAGUCAUAGCUGUCCAUUCAGAGAUGACUGACAACAUUUUUAUUUUUCUAGUCCUUUGUAUAUUUAUGUGUUUUGAUAAUUUAUAACCCCCUCAUGCCCUCACACAACACAGUCAGUGCAUUUCACUUUAAUAAUCUUAGACACCAUUUUGAGAAACGUUUGUGAGGAUUAACUAUAAUUUUAAGCAGUUUCCUGAUGUUAGGUACUGCUUUGUCCAGUUGGGUCUAUGUAAAUCUUUUCUGGCUAUUUAUAAAUAACCUGUGAACAUUU
This is a messenger RNA of Suricata suricatta (meerkat), 4552 nucleotides long. RefSeq names its product siah E3 ubiquitin protein ligase 1 (gene SIAH1). The record is from RefSeq and is a predicted model, not a curated record. Gene Ontology annotation, biological process: proteasome-mediated ubiquitin-dependent protein catabolic process; multicellular organism development. Lineage: Eukaryota; Metazoa; Chordata; Mammalia; Carnivora; Herpestidae. Gene Ontology annotation, molecular function: zinc ion binding; ubiquitin protein ligase activity; ubiquitin conjugating enzyme binding. Gene Ontology annotation, cellular component: cytoplasm. The coding region runs from base 1325 to 2173 and encodes 282 amino acids. The transcript is spliced from 2 exons.